CAGCACCGGCCGCGCCGGCACCCGGAGAUGCCCUGCAUCCAGGCGCAGUACGGCACGGCGGGUGCUGGCCCCUGCGAGCGCUGCCCGGCCGAGCUGCUGAGCCCCGACGGCGGCCGCUUCCCCAUGGAGGUGGCCGGAGCAGACCUGGCGGCGGCGGCCCCCGCUCUCCCCAGCUUCAGCACCUUCAUGGAGGGUUACGCCGGCGAGUUCGACGCCUUCCUCUACCAGCUGCCGGCCGGCAGCCAGCCCGCCGCCACCGCCGCUGCCUUCAAGCUGGAGGACUUCCAGGUGUACGGCUGCUACCCCGGUGCCUUCGGUGGGCAGCCGGACGAGACCCUCUCCUCCAGCGGCUCGGACUGUUACGGCAGCCCCUGCUCCAUCCCCUCGCCCACCACGCCGGGCUUCCAGCCGCCCCAGGCGCCGGGCUGGGAGGGCUCCUUCGGGGCGUACUCGCCCCCACCGAACUAUGACGGCGGGCGGCCCUGGGCCGAGCCGGCCAAGGGUGGUGCAUCACAGCCCCCCUAUUUCGCCUUCGGCCCCCCGGCCCCCAGCCCCAGUGGGUCCCCUGGGACCCUGAAGGGGCAGCCCGGCCUCUCGCCCCGUCUGGACCCACGGCUGCUGGACACAGAUGCUUUCACCCUGGCCCAGGGCUCUCCCGGGGGCUUCGCCGGGCUGCCCCUGCCCCCCACCUCACCGGUGCUGGAGGGGCCGGCGCUGACCCCCACCAAGGCUCGGAGCCCCGGGGCGGGCGAGGGCCGCUGCGCCGUCUGCGGGGACAACGCUUCCUGCCAGCACUACGGCGUGCGCACCUGCGAGGGCUGCAAGGGCUUCUUCAAGCGCACGGUGCAGAAGAACGCCAAGUACAUCUGCUUGGCCAACAAGGACUGCCCCGUGGACAAGCGGCGGAGGAACCGCUGCCAGUUCUGCCGCUUCCAGAAGUGCCUGGCUGUCGGCAUGGUCAAAGAAGUGGUCCGGACUGACAGCCUGAAGGGGCGACGGGGCCGGCUGCCCUCCAAGCCCAAGCAACCACCGGACGUGUCCCCCGUCAGCCUCAUCACCUCCCUGGUGCGGGCGCACAUCGACUCCGUCCCCAGCGCCACCAAGCUCGACUACUCCAAGUUCCAGGAGUCAGCACCAUGCCAGUUUGAGAAGGAGGAUUCGGUGGACGUGCAGCAGUUUUAUGACCUGCUCACUGGCUCCAUGGACGUCAUCCGCAAGUGGGCUGAGAAGAUCCAGGGCUUUGCUGAGCUGCCCAAGGAGGACCAGGACCUGUUGCUGGAGUCUGCCUUCCUCGAGCUCUUCAUCCUGCGCCUGGCAUACCGCUCCAAGCCAGAGGAAGGGAAACUCAUCUUCUGCAACGGGGUGGUGCUGCACCGCCUGCAGUGCGUUCGGGGCUUUGGCGAGUGGAUCGAUGCCAUCCUCGAGUUCUCCCAGAGCCUGCACCGCAUGAGCGUCGACGUCCCCUCCUUUUCCUGCCUCGCUGCCCUCGUCAUCAUCACAGACCGUCACGGGCUGAAGGAGCCGAAGCGCGUGGAGGAGCUGCAGAACCGCAUCGUGGGGUGCCUGAAGGACCAUGUGGCGGCGGCGGGGGCUGAGCCGGGCCGCCCUGGCUGCCUCUCCAAGCUGCUGGGCAAACUGCCCGAGCUGCGCAGCCUCUGCACCCAGGGCCUCCAGCGCAUCUUCUACCUGAAGCUGGAGGACCUGGUACCACCACCCCCCAUCGUCGACAAGAUCUUCAUGGACACGUUGCCCUUCUGACUCCCUGGCGGGAACUUCUGCCGCCCCCGUGGAUGCCUGGGAUCCCCCUCCAGGGACACCUGGGAUCCCUCUCCAGGGAUACCUGGGAACCCCCCCUCCCCUCGCCCAGGGAUGACUGGGUCCCCCCUCAGAUACCUUGGGGACAUCCAGGUCCCCCCAUGUGCCUUCACUGGGCGCAGAUGCACAGCAGCCCCGGUGCCUUGUACCGUGCCCCCGGUGGGGGCAUCGCCGCCGUGGCGACCCCCUUCUCCCCUGUAAAAACACCCCUGAUGUAAAUAGCGAGUGGCCGGACCCUGUACAGAGCUGGGGGGCGCAGGGACAGGGAGGGGGGGGCCCAAACCACACACCCC
Calidris pugnax (ruff) is the source of this 2108-nucleotide messenger RNA. It is a transcript of the gene NR4A1, whose product is annotated as nuclear receptor subfamily 4 group A member 1. Gene Ontology annotation, biological process: regulation of transcription by RNA polymerase II; cellular response to corticotropin-releasing hormone stimulus. Lineage: Eukaryota; Metazoa; Chordata; Aves; Charadriiformes; Scolopacidae. The coding region runs from base 28 to 1758 and encodes 576 amino acids. The transcript has 7 exons. Gene Ontology annotation, molecular function: nuclear glucocorticoid receptor binding; zinc ion binding; nuclear receptor activity. Gene Ontology annotation, cellular component: nucleus; transcription regulator complex. The record is from RefSeq and is a predicted model, not a curated record.